Messenger RNA from Leptidea sinapis, 3619 nucleotides. Its product is annotated as farnesyl pyrophosphate synthase-like. The coding region runs from base 197 to 1360 and encodes 387 amino acids. The transcript has 7 exons. Gene Ontology annotation, cellular component: cytoplasm. Gene Ontology annotation, biological process: trans, trans-farnesyl diphosphate biosynthetic process. Lineage: Eukaryota; Metazoa; Arthropoda; Insecta; Lepidoptera; Pieridae. Gene Ontology annotation, molecular function: (2E,6E)-farnesyl diphosphate synthase activity; dimethylallyltranstransferase activity. The record is from RefSeq and is a predicted model, not a curated record.
UGUCAUCUGUGGCUAGUGGCGUAGAUAGAGUUUAAGUGGUGAUUGGUGUCUCCGGUAUUGGUGGUUACUGUGUUUUUUGAGUUGUCACCGCUGCCGUCUGCCGAGUUAUUUUAUUUGAGAUAAAAUAUUAGAGAAUCAAAAAAGUUGGUCAGUGUAAGCAUUAGAAGUGCAGGCCCUAAUUAUUAGAUUAUGAAAAAUGAAUCCGUGUGCUACAUUUUCUAGAAUGAUGAGUGGAGUUGGAAGAACACUUUCAAAGAGAAAUUUAAAUGGCUUUAACCUACUACUGGGCAGGAUGAGCACGAACGUGUCGAUACCGAUGCAUAUAAGCAGAGAAAUAGAGACUUUCCAAGAUACGUAUCCAAGAAUUUUUGACACUCUGUCGAAAAAUCCUGGCAUACAAGAAAAUCCGAAGGUGUGCAGCUGGCUAAAAACGGUUCUGGAUUAUAACUUGCAUGGCGGGAAGAAAGCCAGGGGCUUGGCCACUGUGUCCUCGUAUGAAAUAUUGGCGAAACCAGAGAAUGUCACAGAAGAGAUGCUAGAAAUUAGUAGAGUGAUGGGUUGGUGUGUUGAAAUGCUGCAAGCAUAUUUUCUUAUGAUUGACGAUAUAAUGGAUGGCGCGCCCACUCGCCGCGGAGCCCCGUGCUGGUACCGAAGGCCCGAGGUGGGGCUGGGAGCCCUAAACGAUGCGAUCCUCGUGCAGGCCGCCAUGUAUGAUAUUAUCAAAGUGUACUGUAAACAUAUACCCACCUACACCAACAUAUUACAUGAAUUUAAUCAGGCAUUAUUUCACACGUCGAUGGGCCAAUAUUUGGAUUACUCGAUGGCACACAGGAACAAGAGCGACUACACACUGUUCACUCGGGAGCAAUACAGCGCCAUCGUCAAGUACAAGACAUCGUAUUACACAUACAAGCUGCCCGUGUGUCUCGGCAUGCUACUCAAUAACAACACAAACAAAGACGUGCAUCAGAAGGCGGAAAAGAUCUGCUUGGAAAUAGGCCAUCUGUUUCAAAUGCAGGAUGAUUACAUCGACUGCCUCGCGUCAGAGAAAGUCACAGGUAAAGCGGGUACUGACAUCCAGGAGGGUAAGUGCUCUUGGUUAGCGGUUGAAGCGCUUCAGCGAAUGACGGACGCUCAGCGAAAAGUGUUCGUAACUUGUUACGGCAGUCACGAGCCAGCGCACAUCGAGCGCGUCAAGCGGCUUUACGAGGAAUUGGAUCUUACAGCAGUCUUCAGGCAGGAAGAGCGCGAUAGAUACGACGCUAUCGUCAAACAGUCCCAAGCGUUGCCUAAAGACGCCGGACCUUUGCCCGACUUGUUUUUAAAACUAUUAAACUUAAUCUAUGACAGGAAAAAGUAAUGUGAUACAUUUAUUAUUUAUGGUGGGAUAACAUUUAUUAUUUUUAUACGUUACUGUAUAUAGUCUGGUUGUUACCAAAAACAAGUCGCGUGGUUAUUUUUAUACAGGGCAGUAUGAAACACAUCACUAUAUAUAGAUACACUUAGUUCGAGCAAACUAGACGUUGAUACAAGCAGGUUUAGCAUGAGACGCGUGUAGGGAUGACCCCAUCGGGUCUACGAACAAAUCUUCGGUCGAUCUGUUUUGUUCGUAGCUUCGCAAACAUUAAAUGAUACGACAUAAGUAAACUGGGACUUUAUAAUUCCUUUUUAUUAAAGUCACUAACCUAUUAAAUUUUAACAUGAACAUCGUUCGUUCACAUUUAUUUAACAACAUUAUAUAAGUAAACAAAAUUAUUUAUUAUUUAAUUAUUAUGAUCUAAUAACUCUGAAGUGCUAACCCUGACUGCUCUACCAGCACUCACGUUGUCCAUCGCGAAAAUGUUCUACUUAUAGAUUUUUUACUUGUUUUGGUCCCAGUGCAUUGGAUCUUGACGAAAGAGGAAAAAAUAUUAGAAAAUGAUUGGUAUAGGAGUUUUUAUAGGUCGUUUCUCAAGACCAGAACGAACUUAUUGAUUUUAUGAUAAAAAUACAAUUGCUACUCACGUUUUAUGUCUAUAUAUAAAAGAGAUGUAUUGACUCUCUCAGACAUCUUAAAGAUGUUGAGACUUGAAAUUUGGUAGGAAUAUUCCUUUUGCUGAUGAGGACAGCUAAGAUAGGAUUUUAAGAAAUUCCACCCGCAGAGUUUUUUUUAAAUCAUGAACAGAACAAUGUCUGUCAGGUCAGCUAUUAUAGAAUAUAUUCUGUAGUGUCAAAGGUAAGAUAAAUAUAAAAAGCUUAUGGCCCACGAUACACACCAAUUUUAGUUAGGAACGUUCGGUAAAGCACGAACCAUCACUCGUUGUCAAUUUAUUAACAUUCCUGCAUUAGAAUCAUUUAAUAAUUAUUAAUUGUAGCACAAAAAUUCAUGAGAUUUGACUGCAUUAUAUAUAUAUAUUUUAUUACGCAAAAAACUUUUUUUUAACGUAUAUUCUGGUGUUGAGAAAGCGUGAGAAACAUGAGCAUCCCAUUUUAAUUUAAUAUAUAGAAUUGAACAGUUUGCUCGUCAUGGUCACAAUUUUUCGUCAUGCGCUUACGAACAUAAGUGUGAAUUAAACUUUUCUAUUAAUAUUAUUCCAAGGGCGUCACUAAAUGGCGACUGGCGACGCAAUUAACUAAUAUUCAAAGCACCAAAUCAAAACAGCUGUGAUUAUUUAUCAUUGAUAUGUUGACGGUACAUUGUACGUACAGUCAAGAACACACGAAGUUUAACACGUAGUGGGAUUGUCACCUCUAUAACUAUUGUAAUAAGAUCUGUGUAAAGUCCGACGUGUCAAGCUACUUUGGUUCUUGGUUGGGCUCCUGAUAACAAAUACCUAAUAUUCUAAAUGUUUUUCGAAAAUGAAUGUGGGGUUUGAUUUACAAGAUUUUAAAUAAAAUGGCCGAGUUAAAUUGUUUUUUAAAGUUGAGUAAACCAGAAACUUCGACAUAAUAACUACUUUAUUUGUUAUGAAAAACUUGUAAGUUUUCAUCAGGGGCAACUAAUAGCCUAAACUCAUGAUCGGUUUUGGUACAGCCAAACUACCGGACGCGGUCGUGAAGCGGACUAUAUUUGAUAGUGAAUCCCAUUGUCCAUCGCACAAAACUAUUAUUAGUACCGUCCGGAUCAAUUGGUGCGAGGCGCCCACCGAACCGUCCGAUGGACCGGCCGUACCAAAUCCGAUCAUGUGUUUAAGCUAUAACUGUCCGUUAAUUCAAUUAUUUGAUAACAAAAUAUUCGUUGGGAUUAUCAACACGGACCUCCUCCAUCAUAUUAACUAAACAUAAAUGAAAAUGUAUGAUUCACAAAUUUAUGAGAUAUUCAAUAUACUAUAUACAAUAUAUAGGUUUAAAAUGAGAUAUAGUUUUUUACAAGUUACUCUUGACUAAUAUUGACUACACGAAAAGUUCUCAUGCAUGUUAUUAUCUACAUAAUUAUCAUUUAAAUUAUUGCAAUUACCACGAUGGCAAUGUAAAUGGAUUAUUAUAUUUUAAUGUUUCUGUGACUAUUUUAUUAUUUUUAAGAGAUAUAUUAUACUUAUGUUUAACAAACGAGGGUAAUAAAAACGUUUGGUUUUUGUAUACAGUAUGCUGGUGGCAGACUGCUUCUUGGUAUUAUAAAAUAUAUUAUUAUAAAAACUAA